ACUCAUGCAAUUUCAGUGGGUGCGUUGUCCCUAAAACAGAAAAUAAUAAUAAUAUUAAUUUCUAUCCAAAAAAAAUAAAAUAAUAAUAAUAAUAAAAAUAAAAUUGCAAUAAAAAAUCUGAGGGCCCAAAUUCUAACCCCAGAGUUUUCCCGCGUGAGAAGGCGUUAGUUAAAAGAGGAAGAGUUAGUUAAUUGGUCAUGGAAAAUGGCGCCAACGGACCGUAACAGUGUUGGUUACUAUGUCUCACACACAAAAAUACUAAACCCUCCGAUUUUGUCUCCUGGCCUUCCCUUCCUUUUAAUAGCUAUCUCUCUCUUUCUCUCCCUGUCACACCCAAACCCUAGUCCGUUUAACCCUAAAUGGUUUUCUUGUUCCUGAUCUUUUCUCAAAGCCCUAAUUCUCAGUUUCUUUCUAACUACCUCUCUCUCUUUCUCUCUAUCUUUAUCUUUUUACCAUUCCCAUAUAUGCACAUUAUAUUUCUUCAUACUUUUUGAGCCCUUUAAGACAUUAUAUUUCUUCAUACUUUUUGAGCCCUUUUAAGAGUUAAUAUUCCUCUUUCUCUAAAAAAGCCAAAAGUAAAAAAAAAUUUCGAGUGGUCCAGAAUUUCUGGGUUUUCUUGAUGAAAGCGAGUUGGUCCUGACAGCUGAGAAUUAAUAUCCAAAACGGGGUUUGACGAUACAUUCGUUUCGAAUACCCAGUAUUAGACACCAAAAUAGGAGAUUUGGAAUUCAAUUUUGGAUCAAAUUAUGGAUGUUAUAGACAAUGAACAAAAAAAGGGUAGCAGUAAGAAUCUCAAGGUUCAUUUUGAGCUGCCUCAUGACGCAGCUAAACCUCCUCUGCCUCGCCAGAAUUCUACUUCAUCAUCAUCAUCUUCAUCAGAUUCAUCUCUUGAUUCAUCAGUUGCUGCUAAUCCUCCUUUAGAACUCAAACAAGAUGGCCUUGAGUUUCAAGAGUCUUCAUCAUCAGAGAUUUCUCCUCCAAUCUCACAAUGGAGCAUGCAAAGUGCGUCACCUUCACAAAGUCCUAAUAUAUUCCGUCCCUCAGGAUAUGACCCAGCUCGAAUUCCAUCUUCUAUUUUCUCUAAACCUUCGACGGCUAUGGAGUGGAGUGUAGCUUCAAAUGAAUCAUUGUUUAGCAUUCAUGUUGGAAACAACAGCUUCUCAAGAGAUCAUCUUAUUCUGUUGCAUAAGUCCGGUGAAUUGAACAGGCCUGUUGAUGAGUUUAUGAACAUUAAUCCACCUACACCACCUCCACCUAUUGCCGAAGUGAAGCCAGUUGAAAGCCAGAAUUUGAAUGUGGAGAAAGACUUGGAAGCGACGGAAAAACCUGUUGAAAUAAGUGAAGCCACAAAUACAAGUUUUAAAGAUUCUCAAGAACAGAAUAGUAAUGAUAAGGCGUCUCCUCCUGCAGAUGCUGUUCAACACUUUGUCAGUGUCUCUUGCCGUUCUGAUGAAAGCGCCCGUUCUUUCCAAUUUCCAGUAUUGGCAGGUGAUGCUGGGAGAAAUAGCUCUGCGAAGGUGGACUUAGAAAAGCAGUCACAGGAAAAGCAGUCACAGGAGACGGAGUUGAAGGAGGUUCAAGAGCAAGAACAGCCUCUAAGGCGUUCAUCGACCCAAAAAGCUGCUCCGACGGGCUGGUCUAACUGGAUGUGUUGUUGCUGGGGUUCACAAGGAAAGGUCUCCGAUCCAUAGAGCCACCAUUUGAAUUGUCACGAGCCCAAAACAAAUUAGAACUUCCAAUAGCUUGGGGCUAAUGAUGAUUUCCAUUCAUGUUGGUGUCGCUUUCGGCAUUUUAAGUGCACAGAAUAAUUGAUGAAGAAAAAGCAAUUGUUGUACAUACUUUCUCUGAUUAAAUGAUAAAAUUCUAAAAUCAUCUGACUAUCCAAUUGUGCCUGGUGUGUUCUGUGUUAGCUGCCUGUGGAUUGCAUCUUAGACUGCCUCUAUCUGCUAUAUUAUAUCAUGAACAAAAUUGACAGAUUUGUGGUGAUGGUUAUAUAUCUUAGAGCUUUUGGUUGUUCUGGUUCUAUUCCCUAUGGAUGCAGCUGAGAUAUUGUUCAUUCUGAUAAUAUAUCCAAGAUACUUGCAGUGCAUGAUCCUUUACUUCCUACAAAAAUUCUAUUUUCUUGAAUCUACAUUUGAAAAUU
Ziziphus jujuba (common jujube) is the source of this 2143-nucleotide messenger RNA. RefSeq lists its product as uncharacterized. The transcript is spliced from 4 exons. Bases 747 to 1691 code for a protein of 314 amino acids. The record is from RefSeq and is a predicted model, not a curated record. NCBI's taxonomy places the organism in Eukaryota, Viridiplantae, Streptophyta, Magnoliopsida, Rosales, Rhamnaceae.